UAAAAAUUUAACUCUGGUCCCUGAAGCCAAAUGCCCACUGCCACACCAGCAGGCAGGAGGCAGAUGAAGCUUGUGAUGACAGACACAUCACACACUGGACAACCAGCCCCUAGACAGAGAUGACCGGCUUCUUAUCAGACCUGGUACAGUACCAGGGGUUCUUUCAGAUGGUCACCAUCCUUGGGAUUGGGGGGACAUUCCAAAUUGGCUUUCAAAUUUCUACAAUCACCUAUGUGUCUCAGCAUGUUAAGGCUUUCAUUAAUGAAACUUGGCUGGAGCGAUAUGGCUACCCCAUCCAUCAAGAUAACCUCUUGUUCCUGUGGUCUAUCACCGUGUCCAUCUAUGGUAUAGGAGGUCUCUUGGGCUCUUCAGGAACUAGAUACCUGACGGUCAAAUAUGGCAAAAAGAAAUGUCUCCUGUGCACCAAUGUACUCAUGAUAACGUCAGCAUCUAUCAUGGGCUGCAGUAAAAUAGCCCAGUCCUUUGAGAUGAUUCUGAUUGGACGCUUCCUGUGUGGAGUAAGUGCAGGUCUUUGUGCUCCUCUACAUCAUCAAUAUGUUGGAGAAAUUUCCCCUAAGAAGCUACGUGGAUUUGCAAACUCUACUUCCUCUUUCUUUUGGUCUCUGGGAAAAGCCAUAGGGCAGAUUUCAGGACAAAGGGAGCUACUAGGCAGCCAGUACCUAUGGCCCUUGCUGAUGGCCUCCUGUGGAUUUCCAGCACUGGUCCAGCUGGUCACUCUGCCUUUCUUCCCUGAGUCCCCAGCAUAUCUCCUCAUGCAUAAAGGAGACCAGGAAGGCUGCAAAAAAGCCAUAAGGCAGCUUUGGGGUGAAGGCCAUCACCAAGCAGAGAUUGAUGACUUCAUGAAAGAGAAGGCAACAAUGAAAAACACCAAGAUCUUGAGUGUCCUGGAGCUAAUGAAAGAACCAGCUUUCCGUUGGCAGCUGUACAUGAUAGUUGUUCUGACCGCCACAGUUCAGCUAUGUGGCAUCAAUGCAAUUUAUUUUUAUACUUUUGAAGUCCUCCAGGCAGCUGGCUUUGAUGAAAGAAUGAUCUCCUAUAUGACCCUCUCUGUUGGACUCUCUGAACUCGUAGCUACUGCAGUCUGUAGCUCCAUCAUUGAGCGACUGGGCAGGAAAGUGCUUCUAAGAGGAGGUUAUUUUAUCAUGGGCUCAUUGCUAGCUGCUAUCACUGUGACUCUCUCACUACAGGACUGGUAUUUCUGGAUGCCAUACUGCAGCCUUUGUCUGAUUAUCUUGUUCGCAAUUGUCUUUGGAGUUGGGCCAGCUGGUGCCACAGUUUCUGUUAGGGUUGAAAUUUCCAAGUUCUCAUGCAGACCAUCUGCCUUUGUGAUCGGCGCCACUCUCAACUGGUUGGGCGUCUUUGUGAUCGGAACGACCUUCCCCUUCAUUGUGGAAAAACUCAAGCACUUCUGCUUCCUCAUCUUUAUGGUAGUAAUUUUCACUUCAGGGACAAUUAUUCACCUGUUCCUUCCAGAAACAAAAGGGAAAUCAAUCGUGGAAAUCACAGAAGAAUUCAAUAAGUUAAACUUUAGAAAGAAGUAUAUUCCAACAACUCCGAACCAUGUCACAGAGGACUACACCUUCUGCACCAGGCUCUGACCAGCUGUUAUAGGCAGUCAGGCUAUCUUAAAAGGAAGGGAAAAAACAGAUAAUUGUUUCCUGACUAGA
Molecule: messenger RNA, 1688 nt
Organism: Pezoporus flaviventris
Lineage: Eukaryota; Metazoa; Chordata; Aves; Psittaciformes; Psittacidae
Product: solute carrier family 2, facilitated glucose transporter member 11-like
Exons: 12
Coding region: 120-1619 (499 amino acids)
Biological process (GO): monosaccharide transmembrane transport
Cellular component (GO): membrane
Molecular function (GO): hexose transmembrane transporter activity
Source: RefSeq, a predicted model, not a curated record